AUGGUGUUUGUUGAUUCGGUUACAAAAAAAAAGUCUUCCGCGCCACAACCAAGGACCAUACAAAACUGGAUAAAAACCAUCAGAGGUUUUCAAAACAUAUACAAAGUAAUGGCAGAAUACGGUGUACAUUCCUUAUUGCUUCGCAACUUCAACCAAGAUCCAAUCGAAAAUUUCUUUGGUGCGAUUCGGAGUCUUGGUUAUCGUUCCAAUAAUCCAUCGACUCAGGGGUUUUCUUCAGCAUAUAAAACUUUGAUGUUAAAUAAUUUAACAACAUCGCACUCGAUUGGAAGCAAUUGUGAAGAAGACUUCUCAGAAGGUGCUCUGGCUUCAUAUAAUUUACUGUUUUCAUCUAUGAUAAAUAAUGAUGAUACACAAAACAUAUAUCAUGAACCUAGAGUUGAUGAUGGGUUAGUAAAAAAUAAGUCUGCAUGUACACCUGAGCUAUCAUACUUAAAGUUUCAAACCCAAAAUUAUAUAGCUGGAUUUAUAAUUAAAAAAUUAAAUACAAUUCUGUUUAAAAAUUGCAAGAUAUGUAUAGGUCAGAUUUGUACUAAUAGCGUUGGUAAAUCUCAUGACCUCAUGUUAGCAAGAGAAUACAAUGAACAACUUAACCUCAAGUAUCCAAAUGUUAGUUUUUGUCGUUUGAUACAGGGUAUAACUGAUCUUAUAUAUUUACAACUUCCUUCAAUAUGUCAUCGGUUAGAUUAUAAAUUAGUUUUAAUUUCUAAAAUUCAAGAACAAUUUAAUCUAAACAUAUUAAACUGUCCAAUUCACUCUGAACAUUUUGAAAAUAAAAUUUUAAAUUUCUCCAUUAAAUUAUUAACAAACCACUGGUGUGUGGAAGUUAAUCGUAUAUUAAAUGGUAAAAAAAAAAAAAAUUCUCACGAAAAAGACAACAUUAAAAUAGCAGCAGCUAAUAGGUAUAAUAAAUUCUCAAAGUUUAAAAGUAAAACAAUAUUUCAAUAUUAA
Aphis gossypii (cotton aphid) is the source of this 969-nucleotide messenger RNA. RefSeq lists its product as uncharacterized. The record is from RefSeq and is a predicted model, not a curated record. The transcript has 2 exons. Bases 1 to 969 code for a protein of 322 amino acids. NCBI's taxonomy places the organism in Eukaryota, Metazoa, Arthropoda, Insecta, Hemiptera, Aphididae.